Molecule: messenger RNA, 1317 nt
Organism: Symbiodinium necroappetens
Lineage: Eukaryota; Dinophyceae; Suessiales; Symbiodiniaceae
Source: the annotation of a GenBank genome assembly
AUGAGAAGCAGGGCUGUUUGCAGCUCCGUCCUGCCAUUUGUGGCCGGCCUGGGUGUUCCCAAGUUCUCCGAUGAUGCGACGCCCACAAAGCCUUUGCCUCCGAGGAGGCUUAACAGAAGGAAAGUUUCGUUUUGGAGUUCUCCUGCAGCCUGCCAGGGGCACGAUGACAGUCAAGCUCUCUCCAGGAAGCGGAGCGACGACCCCAGUCAUGUGCUGCAGUGGCAUCGCACAGGAGGAGGGUUUGUGCACGAGAGCAUCCAGGCAACACAACUCCCGGGGCUCGGAUGGGCACUUUGCACCCGGGCCGACAUCGGAAAAGACGCUGUGCUGGUGACGACACCUGCAAAGCUCCUGUGGGUCGCGCGGGAGUGCCAUGCGCCGGCCGGGGUCCAUCCCUUGGCACCCGGGGAGGAGCUUCCUGGAGCGUCGAUGCUCCUGAGGCGACGGCUGGUGGACGCUGUAGCCAAACCCAGCCCCUUCGUGAAGGCGAUGCAACCGCCGGGCAGCAUCCCUUUGCAGCUGGCCACAGGGAGCCUCGCCGACGGGCCUCCAGAGUCCUUGACCGCCGCCUUGAAAGGGACGUCCCUGCUUCGUCACACCCAUUCCCUGCGUACGAAACUGCUGGAAGCAGUCGGACCAGAGUUGCAAAGAGCAGAUGACCGCCAGCACUUGUGGGAGCUGUCUGUUUGGGCCCAGUCUGUGAUCAUGUCUCGCGCCUUCAAAAUUCCUAAAGGAAGCGAUCGGCUGGUGCUGAUUCCCAUUGUGGACAUCGCUAACCAUGCGGCUACCCACAGGCUCGCCAAUGCCGAUGUUCGGAACAACGCGGACGGAAGUGUCUCCAUGGUCGCAGUUCGGGACAUUGCCAAGGGGGAGGAGGUUCGAAUCUGCUACGGGGAGUACACCAACGAGCAGCUCUUGUUUUGUUACGGCUUCGUCAUUCCGGACAACCCUUGCCAGGGGCUGGUCUGCCCCUUGCAGUUCCCGGACAGCCCAAAGAGGUCCGAGCUUCUACACCACUGCCUGGCCCACCGCAGGCAGCUUGUUCCACACACUCUUCCUGCCAAAGCUGGUCCCCUGCUGUACCGUGCAUCCGGCACAGUGCCUUGCGAGCUGCUCCUGGCGCUAAAGGUCGCGAACAUCACCGAGACCCAGGCAGCGGAGUUGCUGGAGGCAAAGAGCUGGGAGUCAUCCGUGCUGGAUCCGGGACCCCAGGAGCUGGUCCAAUGCCUCGCCUUUUUGGAGGCUUGGCAACGCGAGCUCCCCGGUCGCAACCCGGCUGCCGAAGUGGAGGACUUCGAGCCUUGCAGGCAACUGCAG